AUGGAGAGCUGGCUCACAAAAGUUGGGGCGGUUGGCUUGAGCGACCUGGAGCUUACUGAUUUUCCAGUUACCGGGCGCGGCGUGAAAACACUGCGGCGAUUCAAGCAAGGAGAGAUGAUCCUCACCAUUCCUUCUGAUGUUCUUUGGAGCGUCGAGCACGCAUAUAGCGAUCCCAAUCUUGGUCCUGCUCUUCGCUCUGUGAUGCCGCCGCUAUCCGUCGAAGACAUCUUGGCCACAUACAUCCUGUUUGUCCGGUCGCGCGAGUCAGGGUACGAUGGCCUUCGAACUCAUGUAUCAGCAUUGCCUGGUAUUUAUUCGUCAAGCAUCUUUUUUUCGGAGGGAGAGCUGGAAGUUUGCGCUGGGACAUCUUUGUACACCGUCACAAAACAACUUGAGCAACGGAUCAAAGACGACUACCGGCAGUUGGCCGUCCGACUGUUUGCACAGCAUCCGGACCUUUUCCCACUCCAGAAGUUCACCAUCGAAGAUGUACGUUUACUACGCCGAGCAACAGAUCCUUACAAAUGGGCUCUCUGUACCGUAUGGAGCCGUUCAAUGGACUUCACGCUCCCCGAUGGAAGUUCGAUCCGGCUUUUGGCGCCCUUUGCGGAUAUGCUGAACCACUCAUCGGAGGUCAAGCAAUGCCACGCCUACGACGUCAAGUCUGGAGAUUUAUCAGUCUUUGCAGGGAAAGAUUACGAAAUCGGAGAUCAGGUUUAUAUCUAUUAUGGGCCGAUUCCAAAUAACCGUCUCUUGCGUCUCUAUGGCUUCGUUAUUCCCGACAAUCCUAACGACAGCUACGAUCUGGUCCUAACGACACACCCCAUGGCGCCGUUUUAUGAGCAAAAGCAGAAGCUCUGGGUAUCGGCCGGGCUCGAUUCGACGACUACCGUCGCGCUCACGCUGACCGAUCCGCUGCCGAAGAACAUCCUUCGUUAUCUUCGUAUUCAGCGAGCGGACGUUUCGGGGCUUGCUGCCAUAACGCUUCAGCAGAUCGAUGGUACGGAUGAGAAGAUCAGCGAUUCAAAUGAAAUGGAAAUUUUGCGGUUCCUGGAAGAGUCGAUCAGUAGUCUUCUCAAUUGCUUUGCGACUCCAUUAGAAAGGCUAGAAAAGCAACUGGCAGAGGGCGUUUAUCCUGUUGGAGGCAACGCGUGGGCGGCGGCGCACGUUAGUGUGGGCGAGCAGCGGGUGUUGAGAUUAGCGAGAGCGAAAGCCAGGAAUCUGCUAGCCGCAGUGGAGAGCGGAAGUGGAAGCAGAUCCCCAUCCGCGCCAGCGAGAUGUGCAAACUGCGACAAGGGUUCCGUGCCCCUAAUGUUAUGUGGGAGGUGCAAGUCAGUCAUGUAUUGUGGACGGACAUGUCAAGUCGCCCACUUCAAACAACACAAGGCGGCAUGCCGAGGCACGGCUCAAUAG
Trichoderma reesei QM6a is the source of this 1413-nucleotide messenger RNA. Its product is annotated as N-methyltransferase. The record is from RefSeq and is a predicted model, not a curated record. Gene Ontology annotation, molecular function: protein-lysine N-methyltransferase activity; protein binding. The coding region runs from base 1 to 1413 and encodes 470 amino acids. Gene Ontology annotation, cellular component: nucleus. The transcript has 3 exons. Gene Ontology annotation, biological process: peptidyl-lysine monomethylation. Lineage: Eukaryota; Fungi; Ascomycota; Sordariomycetes; Hypocreales; Hypocreaceae.